Setaria italica (foxtail millet) is the source of this 1442-nucleotide messenger RNA. RefSeq names its product deSI-like protein At4g17486. The record is from RefSeq and is a predicted model, not a curated record. Gene Ontology annotation, biological process: protein deubiquitination. Bases 1 to 783 code for a protein of 260 amino acids. Gene Ontology annotation, molecular function: deubiquitinase activity. The transcript is spliced from 4 exons. Lineage: Eukaryota; Viridiplantae; Streptophyta; Magnoliopsida; Poales; Poaceae.
AUGGCCCUUGCGCGCGCUGCGACGGGGUCGGGUCCAUCGGGGGAGCGGGAGGACGCCGGCGAGAUGAGCUCCGCCUCCACCAGCAGCGGCAGGGAGGUGGUGCUCCAUGUGUACGAGAUCACCAAGACCGGCUACGAGAAGACCGACAAAACCAUCCGCAUGAUCAACCGCUUCUUCAAGGACGGCAUCGGCGUCGGCGGCAUCUUCCACAGCGCCGUCCAGGUCUAUGGAGAAGAAGAGUGGUCAUAUGGGUUUCGUUAUUGUGAUACUGGAGUGUUCUCCUGCCCAGUCGGCCAGAACUCCAUGUACACAUACCGUGAGAGCAUUGUUCUGGGAGUAACAACCUUCUCAAACUCGGAAGUAAAGCAGAUCUUGAUCCAGUUAAGCUGUGAAUGGCCUGGAUUCUCGUAUGAUUUCCUGUCAAGAAACUGCAAUCACUUCACUAAUGAAUUCUGCGAAAAGCUUGGCGCUCGUAAAAUUCCAGGUUGGGUUAAUCGUUUUGCAAAUGCUGGUUAUACAGCUAAUGUUGUUGCUGAGAAUACAGCUCUGCAGUUCAGGCAAGCUAAAUCAGAUAUCGUCAAUGCCAGCAAGGCAGCGUAUAAUAAACUUACAACAGGCUUGGGUCAAAAUAACCAAGAUAAAGCAGAAACCCCAACUACUAAUCAGAAACGAAGCACCCCUUGGUUCCAGGGCAAUUGGUUCAAGGCCAUGGUCUCAGCAGGCGCGAAGCCCUCUACAAGGACAACGAACUUUUCACGAGAGGCGGGCGAUGGUCCAAAAUGACAUAGAACUGUCAGAAUGGGUGUAUAGGAACCCACCAACCCUUAGAAUGUAAUUAACUGGGUGAAGCCUGUAGAUGAUAUUGAUAUGUUUACAAACACGGAUAAUAUGACUGAAUUUUGUUCAUAUACAGAAGAAGACAUGCACAUUUAGCAUUUCUUUCAAUUCAUCUAGAGUGACUACUACUACUACUCUCUGACGCUCACACUUUGAUAAAAAAGAGUUCGUGCUGGAAACUGUUGCUAGUAUGACAUGUUUCCCAGUAAGCCAGAUACAUCCCCAUCAGAAAGGGUUCCUGACCAGGAUGUGGCUGCCGUGGAUGGCUUUCAGAAGCACCGAUGCGACGGACUGCACCGCAGCCGACGCUAUCCUCGCCUUGAUCUGCCCGCGCCUUGGCAUGUGCCUUGCGCUUCCUCCACCGCUUCUCCAUGGAGCCGCGGAGGAGGCCGCGGCGGCUGCUGCUGCAUGGCUGGUCAUCUUCCUUGUGUCAGUGACUAGGUGGAGGAGAAGGCAAAGACUCAGCUCCGCAGCUGCGCUUUUGGGUUUGUGAUGAUCUCCCUAGCUUUGUUGUGUGCUUGUUCUUGGCGUUGCAGAAGCACGCUGACCAGUGGCCCUUUUAUAGCGGUGUCAUUGCAGAGUGUUGAUAGUGGUGUUAGUUGCUC